UUGUUGAACCAAGUCCUACUCCAGUCUCUACUCCUAAUUCUCUAGUUGUUGAACCAAGUUUUACACCCUCUUCUGCUGAUAUUUCCAGUUUGCCACUUAAUAAAUCAAAUAAACGGUCAUCAGUCACACCAUUUUUUGAUACUUCUGGUUCGCCAUCUAGUAAAUCAGUUAAUCGAUGGUCAUCAUCAGAAGUUAGAAUGCUUAUUGAACAAGUAGGAAAACAUCAACAUUCUUUACAACAAGUAAAAGAUCCAAGAGAAAAAGGACGAAUCUGGAAUAGAAUCAUUUCUAUUAUUCAAAAUUCUGAUCUUGCAAGUUCAGCUUUAAAAAAUCAUACAAAGGCAUCAAUUCAGCAAAAAGGGGACUCAUUACUUCAGAAAUAUCGUGAUAUAAAGGAUAGAAUUAUAAGCACAGGUGAAGAAGCUGUUCAAAAUGACUGGGAGUUUUUUAAUGAUAUGGAUAAAUAUUUGAGCAAAGAUCCAA
Messenger RNA from Funneliformis geosporum, 483 nucleotides. Lineage: Eukaryota; Fungi; Glomeromycota; Glomeromycetes; Glomerales; Glomeraceae. The record is from the annotation of a GenBank genome assembly.